AGGGGCAAACUCUGUUGGGGGAAGAUUCACACCACAUUAAUAGUUCAGCCGCGUUUGCUUAAAUCAGUUUGAGAAUUUUCUGCAGAUGAUCUUAUUAGAUCAGACUUUUCAUGGAACAACGGAAGAAAAUGUUUCACAUGUUUAUUUUCUGUUUGUGUUGGUGCUGUCUGAGUGGUGUGUUUGGUGAGACAGUGUCAGUGACGGAGGGCAAUUCUAUUACUCUACACCCUAAUGUUACUAAAAUACAUGAAGAUGACGAUGUACUGUGGAAAUUUGCAUCUGAAAACUUGCUCAUAGCUGAAAUGAAUAGAGCUGCUGGAAUCUCCUCCACAUACAAUGAAGUUGUUGAUGGGAGAUUCAGAGACAGACUGAAGCUGGAUAAUCAGACUGGAUCUCUGACCAUCACAAACAUUACAUCUGAACACGCUGGACUCUAUAAACUACAGAUAAAUGGUGCAAAAUGGUCAUUAAAAACAUUCAAUGUUACUGUCUAUGCUCGUCUGCCUGUUCCUGUCAUCAACAGAGGCUUUACACAAUGUUCUUCAUCAUCGUCAUCAUCAUAUUGUUCAUUGUUGUGUUCAGUGGUGAAUGUGGGUCAUGUGACUCUCUCCUGGUACAAAGGAAACAGUUUAUUGUCCAGCAUCAGUGUGUCUGAUCUCAGCAUCAGUCUCUCUCUACCUCUGGAGGUGGAAUAUCAGGAUAAAAACACCUACAGCUGUGUGCUCCACAAUCCCAUCAGCAACCAGACGAGACACCUGGACAUCAGUCGACUCUGUCACACAUGUUCAGAAGUCCCUGUCCAUUGUUGUGGUUCUACUGAAGCUGUGGUCCGAUUGGUCGUCUCUUCUUUAGUGGGUGUGGCUACUGUGGCUGUUCUGGUUUAUGACAUCAUAUCCACAAUAGGAGACAAGAAACAGAAUCAUAAACAUUGUGACAUAACUUAGAGUUUUAGUCUGUAAAAAGGUAAGACGCCUCUGAUGUUGUCUGUGGUUCAGGAGUGGCUUAACAAGAGGAAUACGACAACUGUAUCCUAAUUCCUUGACACGUCUGUGUGUGGUGGCUCUUGAUGCCUUGACCCCAGCCUCAGUCCAUUCCUUGUGAAGUUCACCCAAAUUCUUAAAUUGAUUUUGCUGGUUCUCUCGGUUGGUUGUGCAUCUUUUCCUUCCACUCAACUUUCUGCUAACAUGCUUGGAUACAGCAAUCUGUGAACAGCCAGCUUCUUUGACAAUGGAUGUUUGUGGCUUACCCUCCUUGUGAAGGGUGUCAAUGAUUGUCUUCUGGACAGCUGUCAGAUCAGCAGUCUUCCCCAUGAUUGUGUAGCCUAGUGAACCAAACUGAGAGACCAUUUUGAAGGCUCAGGAAACCUUUGCAGGUGUUUUGAGUUGAUUAGCUGAUUGGCAUGUCAUCAUAUUCUAAUUUGCUGAGAUAGUGAAUUGGUGGGUUUUUGUUAAAUGUGAGCCAAAAUCAUCACAAUUAAAAGAACCAAAAGACUUAAACUACUUCAGUCUAUGUGCAUUGAAUUUAUUUAAUACAUGAGUUUCACAAUUUGAGUUGAAUUAGUGAAAUAAAUGAACUUUUCCACGACAUUCUAAUUUAUUGAGAUGCACCUGUAUUAUGCCAACAAAUACUUUUAUUUUGGAUGCGAUUAAUCGUUUGACUGCACUAAUUUAAUUAAUUACUAUAAUACUGAUAUUUCUCUAGAAGUAACAUCAAAAGUGGAAAAAGUAGGUCAGAACACAAACUGACCACCAAAUGCAACUUUCAGAUGCCAUCUUUAUUUUUUAGCUCAACUGUCACAGAAUGGAAUGCAUAGGAUUGUGGGAUAUCAGGCAGUGAAGGAUACAUCUAUGCUGCCUUCAAAACUGAUUAGA
Messenger RNA from Onychostoma macrolepis, 1871 nucleotides. Its product is annotated as SLAM family member 5-like. The transcript has 4 exons. The record is from RefSeq and is a predicted model, not a curated record. The coding region runs from base 111 to 944 and encodes 277 amino acids. Lineage: Eukaryota; Metazoa; Chordata; Actinopteri; Cypriniformes; Cyprinidae.